UCGUUUAAAAAAGUGAUUAUCAUCAAGAAUGUGAGUAUUUGAAAGUGUCAAAUUUUGAGUCUACAAUAAUUUAUUGUACACCGGGUCCAUACAAGACCAAUUGUCAAAACUUAAUUUAAUUUUGAUUAAUUUUACAAAUUUAUAGUGAUCGGAGAUCGCUCUGGCCAAUAACUGGUUUCCUCCUAAACUUAAACGUCUAAACCCAAAGAAACAAAAAAAAAAAUUUGGCCAGAAUAAACCCUUGAAAUUUCUCUCUCAUUCUCCACUAUAAUCCAACAAUAAUAUCCACAAACAAUCCAUCAAAUUUCUGCGAAUUUCAACGACGCCUUGAAACUGCUCUCUUUUUUUUUCGUCAUUUUGAUCUCUAAUUCAACCUCAUUCAUGCUUACAUCUCCAAUGAUUGACCUGUUCUUUAUCAUUUUGAAAAAUUAGUCCUAAAAAAAACUAUGGAAAAGAAGGCCCAAAAGAAAAUGCUUAUAGAGAGGAAAAUACAACAGCCCCAGGAAAUCAAACCAUCACAAGGUGAAACAUCUUUUAGUUGUGAAAUCAAGCCGAGUCAUGUUGGAGAAUAUGAAACUCAUGAAAGAGAUCCUACCAUAAUCAAUGAUCAACAAUCAUGCGAUGGCAAUGACAAUGGCGAAACCUCUUUUAGUUAUGAUGAUACCCAGUUGGGUCUGAUUGGAGAAGAUGAAAGAGAUUGUGGGACUUUAAAUAAUCAACAUUCACCUGAUGCUAAUGACAAUGAAAACCAGCAAGAAGAAGAUUACACAUAUGAUAAUGACCUGAGUAUUGGUGAAUGUUUGCUUGGACGUGAAGUUUUAGAUCUCGAUGAUGCAUUAAAUCUGUAUAAGGCUCAUGCAAGAGCUCUUGGGUUUAGUGUUAGGAAGGGGACAUCAAGGAGAAGGUGCAGUAAUAGUGUCAUUUUUGAAAAGUACUUUGUUUGUUCAAAGGCUGGUUUAAGAAACAAAGGCAAAAAAGAAGUGCAAACGAAGAGCCUUGUUGGGAUUUCAACCACUGAAGGAUCUGCCUCAACUAUCAGUCAAAAGAAAAGGAAACUUAGAGUAGUCAAUGAGACACGCACAGAUUGCAAAGCAUCUAUACGGUUUAAGAUGGAUAAGGAAGGAAGAUUCAUUGUUGCUGAUCAUAACAUAAUACAUAACCAUGACUUUGUAAAACAGGAAGAAUGUCAUUGUCUAAGGUCAAAAUUAUCUACCUCAAAAUGUUUAGGCAAAGUUAUUGAAACAAUGGUGACUUCAGGUAGUAAGAAAAUGGAUUGCUGCAAGUACUUGUGCAUUGCAGAUAAGGAGAAAGAACUUGAUGGUCACACAAAGACAGAUUAUCUGAAUAUUGUUUCAAGGCUUAAGAUAAAGAAUUCAAAGGGUGGUGACGUGCAAAAUGUAUUAGAUGUCAUGCAACGAAGGACAACUGAUGGUAAUUCUUUCUUCUGCAGGGUAAAAAUUAAUGAUGAUAAUCAGAUUGUGAGCAUAUUUUGGCGUGAUUCAAUGAUGCUGGAAGACUACAUAGCGUAUGGGGAUGCAUUGAUAUUUGACACGACAUACAGAAUAAAUAGAUAUAAUUUGAUAUGUGCCCCAUUUUUUGGAAUAAACAACCAUUGGAAAACCACCAUGUUUGCUUGUGCCUUUAUUUUUGAUGAGAAGACGGAGAUAUUUGAGUGGCUCUUGGAAACCUUCAAGAAUUCUAUCAGUGGACUUGUACCAAAGUCCAUAUUCACCGACCAAAAUAUAGAGUUGACUAAUGCAAUUGCAAAGGUAUUCCCAAAUUCAAGACACCGUCUAUGUAUUUGGCACCUCCAAACAAAUUUUAUUUCUAAUUUUGAUAUGCUUAGAAACAAUCCUACUUUUAUGGACAUCUUCAACAAAUGCUUAACUGGAUGUGACAAUGAAGAAGAGUUUUUGAGGUGCUGGACAGAGAUGAUCAGUACAUAUGGCCUUGAAGAAAGUUUUGGGUUUUCACAGCUAUACAAAUUGAGGGAUAAAUGGUGUACGGCUCUAAGCAAAGACUUCUUUACAGCUCGAAUUUUGUCUUCACAAAAAGUAGAAGUGAUCAACAGGGCUGUAUCAUUUGGAGCUAAUCAGACAACAAGCUUAUUUGAGUUUUACCACAUUUUUGAGGAUACAGUGAAACGUUGGCGUAACAUUGAAGAAAUUGAUAACUUUAAAUGUUCAACUGAAAGACAUCCUGCAAGUGAAUCGCAAUGCAAACUCUUAAAACACGCAGCCGAAGUAUAUACACUGGAUUUAUUUGAUGACUUUCAAAAAGAGUUUGAUAUGGCAAUGGGUAGCUACAUACGAGCAGUUGCAAAUCACGGAUGUUCCAAGAUGUAUGAAGUUUCACUUAAUGAAGACUUUACACAAAGUCACAACGUUCAAUAUGAUGAUGAAUUCCUUGAACUUUCUUGUACCUGCAUGAGUUAUCAAGAAUGUGGCUUGCUGUGCUAUCAUAUUUUGAGGGUUAUGCACAUGCACUGUAUUUUCGAGAUCCCAAAGAAAUACAUUAUGAAACGUUGGACUAAGUUAGCAAAGUCUGAGAUUUGGACUAAACACAAAGAUGAUGAUGAUGCAUUAACUGUUGAGGAUAAGGAGCUGCAAACACCGUGGCGUCACACAAUGGCUCGUAGUUUCUAUAAUCUCCUGACCACAUGCCAAUUUAACGAGCAUGCUAAGAAAGUAUGUGAACAAGGGUUAAAUGAUUUGCGCAAUGCUGUCAAACCAAAAUUUUCCAACAAAUGAAAUCAACACUUCUGACGAUUACGAAGGCGAAGAGAAUGUGGUAACUCUAUAAUCAAAGAACUAAAAUGUGAGCAACUGGUUACUGAGGUGGUGCAGGAAUUGAGAAAUAGCAGUAAAGGCUGCAGUGAAUACAGCUGUGUACAUCAGUGACCUUGCUUGCUAAGCACUUAGAUGCCAAUGCAUUUGUAACGCCAUUCAGAUGCUGUAACUCUGUUUGAAACUUAGUAUGGUGCAUCAUCUUGCUGAAAUUUGCUGUCUGGUCUGAGCUAGGCAGAUCAGCAGAUGUUACUGGGCAUUUGGCAAAUUCUGCUGCCGUUUAUCGUCCUCUCAUCAGUGCCAAAUUGAUUAUAGUUUGCUGCACUAAGAUAUGAUUUGUGAGAGUCUGUAACAACUAUUUUGGUGUAUUGAGACCUUGAAAGCUAUUGGAAUUUGAAGAUAUGCAGAUGCAGAGAUGCUGGUUCUGGUUUCUGGAUUUUGAGGAAAAUAGAUAAAUUUGUGCAGCUUUACAGAACCUUGCAAAUAGUAUCAGUACACUGCUAUAUACUCCGUAUGAUCAGUGAUGAGCGACUGUCGGAUUUCAGAUUGCUAGCUGCAGCAGAUUUUGGACUUGCCCAGCAGAUAAGUUGUAAAUUGAGUCCAAGUUUUCGUCUUAUAGCUAUCCUUUUGAGAAUUAUGCUAUAGCUUAUAUUGUGUACUGAGAUAACCUGUGUUAGUCAUUGAUUGUACAUAACUGUUAGAUAUGUUGUAAAUACUGAUUUGAUCGUCGAUAUGAUUCAUAAACUACGAGUAGAAUGUAUUGUUUUA
Molecule: messenger RNA, 3554 nt
Organism: Chenopodium quinoa (quinoa)
Lineage: Eukaryota; Viridiplantae; Streptophyta; Magnoliopsida; Caryophyllales; Amaranthaceae
Product: protein FAR1-RELATED SEQUENCE 5-like
Exons: 7
Coding region: 447-2750 (767 amino acids)
Biological process (GO): regulation of DNA-templated transcription
Molecular function (GO): zinc ion binding
Source: RefSeq, a predicted model, not a curated record